Messenger RNA from Oryzias melastigma (Indian medaka), 5616 nucleotides. RefSeq names its product NACHT and WD repeat domain-containing protein 2. Bases 40 to 4929 code for a protein of 1629 amino acids. NCBI's taxonomy places the organism in Eukaryota, Metazoa, Chordata, Actinopteri, Beloniformes, Adrianichthyidae. The transcript is spliced from 10 exons. Gene Ontology annotation, molecular function: protein binding. The record is from RefSeq and is a predicted model, not a curated record.
GCCUCCUCUGGUUUUUUGGGGGCAUUUUUUUGGUCAGGCAUGGACACCAAAGGACACUUCCGCUCUUCCUGUGUGAAAAUCUAUCUAUGUUCCAACCCAGAAGACAGCAGGAUGGAGCGUCAGGCGCUCAGAGAGGACGUGUUCCCCAGGUUGAGAAGAUACUGCAGAUCCUCGCUGGGCCUGGAUGUGAGAGUGAUAGAUCCAUUUGAGUCCAGUGAUCCUCGUCGCUGGCCGGAUGAAAACACCAGACGGCGGUUGAUUACAGAGUGCAGAGAGAGCUCAGCCGGGCCCUUUUUGCUGGCUCUGGUGGGACAUCAGUAUGGCGCCGGCUGUCUGCCCACCCAGGUGGAGGUGUCAGAGUUCCAGCUGCUGCUGCAGGUGAGCCAGCAGGUGGGAAUCAGCACCCUGGAACUGGAGAAGGCCUACCAGAGGGACGAGAACAUCAUCCCUGCUUCUUUCUCUCUGAGAUCUUCCUCCAGUCCUCUGUCAGAUGGUAAUGAGGAAACAGAAAGGAAGAAUGAAGAAGAGCUGAAGAAGGUGUUUCAGACAGCAGUGACUCUGAGUUUCUGCAGAGGUCUUUUGGCCCCACAGAGAGCCCGUAGUUUGUACGGUUCAGUCCUCGAUAAAGAUCUGCGAUUUGCUUUGGCGAACCCGACGGUUGAGGACAUCACCAACCGCAGUGUGGUUUACGUCCACAAGGUCCUCAAUGCCAGGAAAGACACGUCCAACCAGCUGCUGUCAGGCUCGGAGGCAGAGAUCUCUGAUCCCACCGUGGCAGCACCCACCCAUGACCAAUUCCUAUCAGAGAUGUGUGACGGCUACCUGCCUGCUCUUGUCACCUCCUGCCACCUUCUAGUUUAUACCUUCACCACUGAGUGUGACCGUCGCCAUGGUUACACCACAGCGAGAAGGCGAGCCUACACAGACUCCCUGAGUCAGCAGGUUUAUGCUGACCUCGUCUCGUUUAUCGGCAGCUCAAGCUCGUUGGGUUCUGGAGGGGUCUUCCAAAAUGUGGGCUCUUUAACGGGAGAGUGGGCUGACCAGGAGCAUCUGUGCGGCAUCCUGUCGGGGUUUUAUGACAUCAUUCAAGCACAGGAGGAAAAGGUCAGAGCUUAUGUGCAGCAGAAGGAUCAACAGUGCCCACUAGUGGUGGUAGGAGGACCGUGCACGGGGAAGACGGUGCUUCUGGCUCACUGCACUCAUCAGCUCAAGUCUUGGCUGGCAGACUCUGAUCCUGUGGGGCUCAGUUAUUUCUGCAGCAUGUCAGUGGACGCCUCUCCAGAACAUCUGCUCACCAGUCUGUGUCGUCAGAUUGCUUUAAAGUAUGACCACCAGUUUCCUGCAGAGAGAGAUUCCAGCUUUUCCACCAGCUCGUUCUUCCAGGAUCCAAUAAUCCCUGGUUCAGGCUUCAUGAACCUCCAUCUGUCCGAGCUCCAAGAACAUCUAGCGUCCCUCCUAUCUCUCCUUCCCUGCACUCGGCGGCCUUUCAUCCUUCUGCUAGAUGGUUUGGAUCAACUGGAGAACAACGCCGGUGCUCAGAUAGUCAGAAACCUCCCCUCCCCCCUUCCCCCCGCGGUCAAACUCAUCAUCACAGUUUCCUCCAACCAGACUCACCUCCUGCAUGCUAUCAAGCAGCGGUACUCACAAAGAGGUCUUCCUCACUGCGUGUCAGAGGAAGAGUUGGGGUUCCUGUGUGUGGAGAUGGGAUUAGGAGACUCCAAACAGUGUGUGAAGAUGCUGACGUCUCUACUAGCGGGUUCAGGGAGGAGGAUCACAUCUGGACAACAAGUUCUGAUUAACAAGGCCCUCACUUCCUGUCGCCUGCCGCUCUACGCCAGACUCCUGCAUGUGCAUGCUGCUGGGUGGCGCUCAGACUCAGAGGUGAACGACACCUGCCUUCCAGACGCCGUUCAUUCCUCCAUUUCUGCUCUCCUGGAUCAGCUGGAGCUCAAACACGGCUCCGCCCUUGUGGCUCGUGCCGCGUCUUUCCUCGCCCUCUCCAAAUCUGGGCUAUCGGAGGCUGAACUUGCUUAUCUGCUCUCCAGUGACUCUCUGACUGAGGAGGACUCUGUUUUAAGGUCAAAGGUCACUCAAGUCGAUGUGGAGAAGCUGCUCUUGGAUUUCAGGAGCUUUCUUCUUAGAAGAUCAGUAGCGGGUUCGCAGGUUCUGUUCUGGGUGAGCAGACACUUUGGUCUGGUCGUGUCCAAAAAGUAUCUGGGCACGCAUGACGUGAAGAGGAAGAUUCAUUCAGAGAUGGCAGACUACUUCAGCGGACGGGGGGUCGGAGGUCAAGGACUGAAGGAGGACAACCAGCCGUUCCUCUUUGCUUCUCCAGAAAACAUCAGCUGGGUGAAUGUGAGAAAAAUCAUCGAGCUGCCGCAUCACUUGCAGCAAAGCGGCAGGUGGGCGGAGCUGGAAGCUGAGCUGUUGAUGUCUCUGGAUUUUCACCAGGCGAUGCUUCAAGCUGGACGUCUGGAAGAUCUGAUCUCCAUGCUGGAGUCUGACAGAAGCUCCUCAGAGUUUAGGUUUUUUAGGGAAAAACGGCUCCUAGCAAAAGUGUUGAGGUCAUCCGCCUGCUUCCUGCUGAGAUCACCCCACCAGCUGUCUACAGUCAUGGAAAUGAACAUCCUCCCUUUUCUGGGGUGUUUCCCCACCCUUGAGGGUUACAUCCAACAUGUUAGAGAAGAAAGACGGCAAAAGGAGAGCGGGCUAGAAAUCUCUCUUUGGCCUUGUCUCCACUCUGUUCCUGCCCUUCAGAGCGUAGAUGAUAAACUGCGAGUCACCGAAUCUGCAGCUACAGGAUGUGGAACGGUAGCACAGACCACGGAGGACGGCUCUGCUUGGAUCUGGAGAAGCUCCGGGUUGGUCAGACUCAGGAUGUCCCUGAGCUGUGAGCAGCAGGAGGUGAAGUUUACUGGAGUGAGAGGCUGUGGCCGGUUCCUGCUGCUGUCCGCUGAGGGCAGCAGGCUCUUCGUGUGGGACGUGUCCGGUCCAGAGAAGCUCCAGGAGGUUGAAGACUCUCUCGGAUCAUCAAAAAGAGUCGGAGGAUUUAUUGCACUCCAGGAAACGUUCGGUUUGUGGUGGGAAAAGCAGAAGUUUGUUGGUGUGUUUGAUGCUUGCGGCAGGAACAUAGCUCAUUUUAAGUGUCGGAGCGCCGUCACCUGUGUGGCGUUCUCCACCCACAGCUUUCAUGUGUUCUGCGGGCAGGAGGAUGGCACCGUGUCUGCGUUUGACAUCCAAACUGGGAGACUGCUGGGCUCUUGUUCCCACUGGAAGCACAGCGCCAUCACGGUGAUAAUCCUCAGCGAAGAGCAACAGGAAAUGGCAUGCCUUGACAGGACUGGGAGCAUUGCAUUAUGGGAUAUCGCAUCGAAAGAACAGACGUUCAGACUUGUCAGAGAGGAAAACAGUCAGGAGGAAUCUGACAUCCUCAACACAGAUUACGUGGAGGACAUCAGCUUGCUCCUGGUGUGUGGGGAGAAGCAGGUGACCCUGUGGGGUUCGGAUAGCUGGGAUCUGGUGGAGGAGUUCUCAGCGCCAAAGACGAAAGUCUUCACCCAGGCGGUGCUGAGUCAGGAUGGACACCUCUUCUUGGCUCUGUUACGGAGCUGCAGCUUGGUGUUGGUGUGGAGUAUCAGCUCUGGGCGGUGUGUUCUCUCCUUGGAGUCAAACGGGCUGCCGCUGCUGCUCCUCAGAACGUUCUCAGAAACCAUCUGUGUCUCUCAGAGUGGCUGCUUGACCAUCUGGGACUCGAGGAUGAUCGAUGCAGCGGGAACCGCUCCAAAAAUGAGAGAUAGAGUGAAUGAAGUUGUGGCUGAUAAAGCAGUAAAGUUUCUUUACACGUCAGAUGGCUCACGUGAAGUGUGGAGGUGGAGCUUAGACUCAGGACGUCCAGGUCACAGCUUCCUCCACGAUGGCGCAGUGGAAAAACUACAGCUUUCUCCCAGCAGCUUGAAGCUGGUGACGCUCUCAGCUGGGGAGAUCUACGUUUGGGAGACAGAAACGGGUCAGAAUGUGGUCCGGAUCGGCGGCAGCAGAGCCACCGAUCUCCUGAUUACACCCAACAGUAAGUUUGGCGUGAGCAUUUUUGAAGAAGGACUCUCUCGAGUUUGGAAGCUGGCACAAGGAAGCAUCGUGUGCAGCAUACACCUUCAACUGUCUGACCCCCAGGUGUCACCUGAUGGUACGUUCCUCAUCAGCCUGCACCACGGAGACCUGCUGGCUGCCAGCUUGUGGUCAGGCUUGAUUUGUAAGCGUUUCUCCUGCAUGGAGCCGUCUGAGGUGGUUGCUUUCCGCACGCUGUCGGAGCAUCCAGACUUUGUGGUUGUGAUGGCUGCCCUGGGGGCGGUGUACACCUGGAAGGUGUCAGAGGAGACGGUGUGCCAGCACUUUGAUCUACCAACUAUGUUUUACUGUGAUCCAGGAGCCUUCCAGAUGUCAUCCGAUGGGAGCUGUGCCUUGUUGUCCACUUGUGGCGACCAAAUGAAGCUUCUAGAUCUGUCUCGAGUCAGACUGUGCUCGUUUAAAGCUGAAGGAACUGUCAUUAAAGUCUGUUUGGACCAAACCGGAUCGUAUGUUGCAUACAUAACCAGCCCCCACAGCCUGGAGGAAAGCUGCACCUGUCACCUGCACAACCAGCCCGUCCUCACCGUCACACGGCUUUCAGAUGGAGAGCGGAUUGGAAGUGUACAUCUGUCGGGAAACCCCUCCACUCUGGGUGUGUGUGAUCAGAGAAGGAUUUUUGUGGGGUUUGAGGACGGAUCCAUCGGUCUGUACUCCAUUUUAGAUUCCACUGUUGAUGAGGAAACUUUGCUCAGAGGCACUAAGGAAUCAAAAGACCAUUUGAAAGAGAACUUCUGCCCUUUUGAGGAACCGAUCAGUUGGUUUCCUCAAGCCAAACCUAAUGUAAAUUGGCCUCAAAGUUUAUAAUUAGCAUUUUUUAACACAGAAUGAGACUCAAAUAUUUUACUGUUUAUAUUUGUAAAUACACAAAUCUUGUUAAUCAAGAUCACAGAGUUGUCUUUGUCAUUCAGCAGUCCUGGUCUACAACGAUCAGAUUGUUUUUGCAAUUGUGUUUUUUUUUCUAUCGUAAAAUCCCAGUGAUCUUUUAGUUGUGACAAUAAAGUUUUUUUAAGACAUAUCUUCUGCCUUACUGCAGUAGCUCAUUAGAAACACAAUUCUGGGUUGUGGGCGGGACUGCUGACGCAGAGCAACCCACUCCUCCCCGUCACUGAGAGCUCUAUUUGCACGCUCAAGAGCUAGCUUAGAGCUAUGAAAAAAGACAUCACAGCAGGAGAAACCGUCCAAAAGAUGAAUGUUAAAAUCUCUUAUGGAGCUCGAAUUAAAAAAAUAUUCUGAAAUCCAACAAAUAACAAAAAUCCAAACACUUUUGUUCGGGAUAUUCAAAGAAAAAAAUUGAGGUUAAUAUGGGAUGGCCACAUCACCCACAGAAAUUUGGUAAUUUUUACAUUCUUUCACAAUAUGGGAAAAGAAAACUAGCAUUUGAGUAAUCCUCACGGAAUUUCAAGCACACGCCAUCAUGUUAAGUCAAUAACCACAACCAAAGUUUCAUUGACCUUUAACCUCAGGCCUCCUGAAUUAAAAAAAAAAAAAAAA